AUGCCGCCUGGUCUGAUUCAACUUUCAAUCGAAACCCCUACCUUACCGAUUCCUGCUAACGCAGUGAUUGCGCAGGAGGAGGCUCUUCGAAAUGAACUUCGUCGCAACCUGCCUCAGAUGGAGCUCAACCAGUGGUGCCUCCAUUUAUUGUAUCGGUCAUGGUUCAUGGACGAUUCAGGUGUCUACCGUAUAAACAAAGCCAAUGGCAAGCCUGAUAAGAGGGUCAAGUACACCCCUGAGGACCUGUGGAAGGAGUGGGUGCGUCUCACAGGCAUUGUACAUGCCUCUUCACAGGUCUUCACCGCCAAAAUCCUCCCCAAAAUCGACUGUAUUCUCGCCUCGCGUCACACAUUUGAAGACCAGUUCUCCGAGGCCUUCAACCUUCGACUCGAACAUAAUUUGUCUACCCGUAUGCCCGUUGGCUUCGACCGGGCUUGGAAGAUCACCAACUUUGCACAUCCCUUUGAGCUGGAGGAAACCGGUGAUAGUGAUGUCCGGAUCGCAUUGUGGGUGGCAGAUAGGAUCAAGGCGGUUAUGGGAUGA
Molecule: messenger RNA, 543 nt
Organism: Coprinopsis cinerea okayama7#130
Lineage: Eukaryota; Fungi; Basidiomycota; Agaricomycetes; Agaricales; Psathyrellaceae
Exons: 3
Coding region: 1-543 (180 amino acids)
Source: RefSeq, a predicted model, not a curated record